Messenger RNA from Choloepus didactylus (southern two-toed sloth), 6711 nucleotides. Its product is annotated as cytochrome P450 20A1. Gene Ontology annotation, molecular function: heme binding; monooxygenase activity; oxidoreductase activity, acting on paired donors, with incorporation or reduction of molecular oxygen. The transcript has 13 exons. The coding region runs from base 129 to 1517 and encodes 462 amino acids. The record is from RefSeq and is a predicted model, not a curated record. Gene Ontology annotation, cellular component: membrane. NCBI's taxonomy places the organism in Eukaryota, Metazoa, Chordata, Mammalia, Pilosa, Megalonychidae.
AGCGGCCAACUAGUCCACAGGCCGCGCGAGGUUCCUCCGCCUACAUGCUCAUUCCUUAGGUCCGGCCAGGCUGAAGCGCGGCUGCUCGAGCGGUGGUUCAGAGACGUGGCUCUCUGAGCGGAAGAACUAUGUUGGACUUCGCCAUCUUCGCCGUUACCUUCUUGCUGGCGUUGGUGGGAGCAGUGCUUUACCUCUACCCGGCCUCCAGACAAGCUGCUGGGAUUCCAGGGAUUACUCCAACUGAAGAAAAAGAUGGUAAUCUUCCAGAUAUUGUAAACAGUGGAAGUUUGCAUGAGUUCCUGGUUGAUUUGCAUGAAAGAUACGGAUCUGUGGUUUCUUUCUGGUUUGGCAGGUGCCUUGUUGUUAGUUUGGGCACUGUUGAUGUACUGAAGCAGCAUAUCAACCCCAAUAAAACAUUGGACCCUUUUGAAACUAUGCUCAAGUCAUUAUUAAGGUAUCCGUCUGGUGGUGGGGAUGCAAGUGAAAACCGCCUGAGGAAAAAAUUGCAUGAAAAUGGUGUGACUGAUUCUCUGCAGAGUAAUUUUGCUCUCCUUUUAAAGCUUUCUGAAGAAUUAUUAGAUAAAUGGCUCUCCUGUCCAGAGACCCAGCAUGUUCCCCUCUGCCAGCAUAUGCUUGGUUUUGCUAUGAAGUCUGUUACACAGAUGGUAUUGGGUAGUACAUUUGAAGAUGAUCAGGAAGUCAUUAGCUUCCAGAAGAAUCAUGGCAUGGUUUGGUCUGAGAUCGGAAAAGGCUUUCUAGAUGGAUCACUUGAUAAAUGUACAACUCGGAAAAAACAAUAUGAAGAUGCCCUUAGGCAACUAGAAUCUAUUUUAAAGAAAAUCAUAAAAGAACAAAAAGGAAGGAACUUCAGUCACCAUAUUUUCAUUGACUCCUUAAUACAGGGGAAUCUUAAUGACCAGCAGAUCCUAGAAGACAGUAUGAUAUUUUCUCUGGCUGGUUGCAUACUAACUGCAAAAUUAUGCACCUGGGCAAUCUAUUUUUUAACCACCUCUGAAGAAGUUCAGAAAAAACUAUGUGAAGAGAUAGAUCAAGUUUUUGGGGAAGGUCCUAUUACUGCAGAGAAAAUUGAACAGCUCAGAUAUUGCCAUCGAGUGCUUUAUGAAACUGUUCGGACUGCCAGACUAACCCCAAUUUCUGCCUGGCUUCAAGAUAUUGAAGGAAAGAUUGAUCAAUUUAUUAUUCCUAGAAAGACUCUUGUCCUUUAUGCUCUUGGUGUGGUACUUCAGGAUCCAGAAACAUGGCCAUCACCACACAAGUUUGAUCCAGACCGGUUUGAUGAUGAAUCAGUAAUGAAAACUUUCUCCUUGCUUGGAUUCUCAGGCACGCAGGAAUGCCCAGAGUUGAGGUUUGCAUAUAUGGUGACCACAGUACUUCUCAGUGUAUUGGUGAGGAGAUUGCAUCUACAUUCUGUUGAGGGACAAAUUAUUGAAACAAAGUAUGAAUUGGUAACAUCAUCAAGGGAAGAAGUUUGGAUCACCGUCUCAAAGAGAAACUGAAAUUUUAUAUAUUUACCUUUGUUAAAUGGACUAAGGAAACUGAUGUUUUAGAAGGCCUUUUGUUGAAUCAUUUUAUAAACCAAGUAUAAUUUUGUAAUAUAAACAACUGUUAUUACUUUUUUCUGUAAUUUUGAUUUUGUUUACCAGAUUUUCUUAAACAUCUCUACUUUUUAUACCAAUGUAUUGAUAAUUUUAAUGGAAAGCUUUAGCUUUCUACUUCAAAAUUUUGUCUUUUCACUGUUUAUGGUACUGUUUUUGUAUUAUUUUCCUGAGGUGACUCUAAAAUUAAUAGUCUUGUAAAGAGAAAUUAUUUUACACAUGUUGGGGGGAUUGUGUCUGCUAGAUAUUCAUAAAAUAGAAAUAUAGUCCUAGCUCCUUUUUAUCCUUCCAAUAAAUCACCUAUAGGGAAAGACAAAGGACUUCUCAUACUUUUUAUUUCUUAUAUCAAUAUUUUUAUUUUCUGGCCAUUAAUUAGUGUAUCUUUUAAUCAUUUUCAUUAAGUUUGAAUAUUUUGUGGGGCAGUCUACCUUGUAUUCACUAUUUUUUGCUUCCUCAGUCAUCAAUUCAUGACUUAGCUCAUAGUUUGGAACAUUUGUGAAUCACUUGGAAAAUAUUACAAUUGUUUCUAUGUGACAACUAGAUUAAUGCUUGUCCUUCCGUUUUGCCGGAAACCUUAGCAACAGUAUGUUUCUCCCCUAAUUCUCAUUUGUGGGGAAAAAAUUGCUAAAUUUGUUAGUUCGUUAUCAUCAUUUCAUAUACUAAACAUAGUAACCUGUGAUUAAGAAAUGAGGGAGCAGUAACCAAAAAUCUGAAGGAAAAAAACAGUAAAUAGAAAUGGGUAAAAGAUUUGCAAAAUAUAUUAUAGAAAGAGAUAACAUCCACAUUCCAUAAUGAGCUUACUUAAAUAGACUGGUAAGAAAAACAUCCAGUAGAUAAGUGGUCCAAAGACAUGAAUAAACAGCUUUUGUAGGAGAAAAUAGCUAAUAAAUUUUAAAUAGUGUUCAGUCUCACUAGUAAGCAAAAAAGGUUAUUUCAAGAUUAUAUAAAAUAUCUUUUAAAAUUACAUUUAAUACUGGUUAGUUUUAUAUUUAAUUCUUUAUUGAUAGCAUUGUAAUUUAGUUGGUUUUUUUUUUUGGCCACACUGUUCAUGAAGAAUUAUUGUUAAAUAUAUUUUUCAGGAGACAACAAAUACAUGAAUUGUGCCAAAUGCAGACAGAGGAAAGGAAGUAAAAUGACAGUUGUUUGCCGUUGGGUUUUUUUUAAAACACUGUUGAAUUUCAUUUGUAAUUUUAUUUUCAAGAUUGUACCACAGGUACUGAAUUGAAUUAUUUUAUUUUGUGGCUAUGGUUAAAUAACUAAUAUUUUAGACCUAGUUAUGACUUGUUAACAUAGAAAUUAACUAAUUUGAUGUAUUUUUGAAAAGAAAAUUAUUAAAUUUAUUUAAAUUCCAAAACUUUAAGUGAGAUCUGUUCUUGGUUACUAGCAUCAUGUUGUUUCUACAAAGGCACAUUGUUAAGUUUAUCUCCUUUCCGUCCUCCUUUUCUGUGGUUUUGUGUAUAUAGAGCAUAUUCCUUUGUUAUCCAAGUCCUAUGAGUGGGUUGGAAACUGGAAGUGGAAGGUUAGAGUAGGCAAUUCAUUUGUAAACCAACUGUCAGUAAUAUCAAAUGCAAUGAGAAAAGUCAAAUUUUAAAGCAAGUGAGAGCUGAUGAUCAAUGAUCAGGGCAGAAACAGGGCAGCUGAGCCAGAGUCUGGGCAUUUGCAUAAUUGCCAAUAAAUGAUGCAGUGUAUAAUAACUGAUAAUUACUAAUCAAGAUACGAGUCAAGGAAAAUUGGGUUUAGAGGGAUCAGCUUAAUAAACAUAUUUUAUCCACUGUUAGUACUAUUCACUUGAAGCAUUUAAAACAAAUCAUUUUCUUAGAGUAUUUUUAAAGAAUGGAAAUGAUGUUAAUAAUCAUGUACAAAGUAAGUUAUCCAUUCAUUGUUUUUCUUACUCGACUCUCUGUAUUUAUCUAAUGACAAAGUUUAGUAGCCUCACUGUUAUUUAUAUUAAUACAAUAUAUUAUCUUACAUAUAUAUUAUAGUUGCUGAAUCAAGUACUUUUUAAUUGUUAGUAAAAUAAGUAAUUUAAGUUUUGUACAUUUUUUUAAUUUAUUUUUUUACUGAUUUUUUCUGUGUUCUUUUUGAUAGUUCAGAAGAUUAUUGUUAAAAACAUCAGCACACAACAUUUUUUAUGGAGUGAAAGGGCUCUUUCACCCAUUGUGCUAAUAAAAUUUAAGACAAUUCUGCACUUAUGUUUGGGAAAAAUGAAAAACUCACAUUCUGUAUAUCUGGCACACAAAUGUGCAAUUCCAUUAUUUUAUAUAAAUAGAUUCUAUUAUAUAUAGACUGUUUCAUAAUUCAUUUGUUCUUUUCUUUUAAAGCAGUUUUAAAAACACUAUUCUUUUUUUUUUUAUGAAAGUAAUGUAGGUUUAUUAUAGAAAAUCUGGGAAAUACAGAAUUGCAAAAAUGGCAGACUGUCACCUACCAUCCCAUUCCUUAAAGAAAUUACAAUUAAGAUUCUGGUGUAGAAUCCUCUACUCUCUUUUCUAUGCAUAUAUAAUUUUAUGAACAUUAUGCAUAGUUUUUUCUCUAAUAUAUUAUGAACAUAGUAGUCUUUUCUACAAACUGAACAUUGGCAUUCUUCUCACUCAGAUUGUAAUCACAGAUUUUUUUCCUCCUUGCUUUUUCUCUCCCUUUUUCCCUUCUCAGAUAUUCGUGUUAUUCUUUUCAACUUUAAAAUUGGCCUGCCUUCUCUAUCCAUUCUGUCAAAACUAUUACAGGUUUGUAUAUCUAAGUUGCUAAGACUAUAGAACAAUCUAGGUAUUAUGAUGGGCAUUUAAAAAUGAAAUUAUUCUGCUUUCCUUAGGACAAUCUUCAUUAUGAUUAAGUUCAAAUUGAGAUGUCAUUUGUACUUUCAAAAAGUGAUUUUAAGACUGUUGUUGAAAAUUUUCAGGGUGUGGACUCUGGGAUAAGCAGAUUAAGAUUCUUAAGCCAUCUUUACUUUUUCUCCAAAUCCAUAAAAAGCACUAUUAACCUAUCAAAUGUACGUUUUUUUCACAUGUGAUUACUUUGUCAGACUGACAACUGCUUAAAAAGCACAAUUGUACUGAGUGUGUAAUACUGAGGAUAUGACCAGUAGCAUCAAGGAGUAGUUUAGUCGCUGUGAGAAGAUAGCCGGGAGAGGAUUGUACAUGAUUUUCAAUGGCAAGCUUUAAAAAUGUCAAUAAAUUGAUACUGUUGCCCUUAUUUUUUUUCUUUGUGAAUACUAUGCCUUUUUUGUAAGUUAAUAAGAAUAGUAAGGUAUGAGGGGAGGAGCUGGGGGGAAGACAGGACAACAAAACAGCUGCUGUUGCUACAGAAGUUCAAAGACAGAACAGUCAAAAAGACAGUAUAAUGUGGCUUUGAGCUAUUGUGAGUGAACUGCACAGAUAAAAAGGAGUGAGACUAAAACUUGCAGUAUUAGUUGAGCUGAAAGUAGAACAAGUGACUGGACUAAUCAUUUAUUAUGAACCAAGUACUUUUUUAACCUAUCUUAAUUAUUACUUUGAGCAUAAUAGAGACCCAGAGAUGAACUAAAAUAAUUUUCAAUACUGUAAGUAAAGAUAGGCAAAUACUAGGUAGGUGACACUAAGUAAAAUAGCUGAACUCUAAAUUGUCUUUUUAUUUUCAGGGAGAUUUGUUGGUGUACUUUGCUCUUAUUUAAGGUGGGGGAUCAAGCAGUAGUUUGAAGUAGUAUACCAAUAGAGUCAAAAACAUUUUUUCCAAAAGUCUCAAUAUUAAGAAGGGUAAAAAAAUUCCUUAAAUAGAAACUUAAGGGUAGUAAUAUCCAACUUCAUUCAUUGGUAUCAAAAUGUACUUUCCAAGGAGAGUAAUAUGCCACAGACUUUGAAGAAGAUUUGCAUCUUGAGUUCUUUGAGGAUAUCUUCCACAUCUCUUGUUAACAGCUUUUGAGUUUUUUAGAUGUGGCAGUUAUUGGCUGAGUCCCUGUACACUUCCAGAAAAGCUGUACUGUAUUUAUUUUUUGUUCCAAUAUAACAAAAUUGUGAAAAGCUUGAUGUCGUAUCAGUGAUAUUUAAUGGUAUCCACUUCCCCCUUUUAAAACUACCACAUGAAAUAGUUUUAAACCUAAAAUAAAUGUCAAUAAUAAAAUGACAUUCCAAAAAAUAAUGGGAAGAAGAUUUGAGCUGAUAAUUCAUGAAGAUAUUUGAUUAUCCAGUAGCACAUGACAAAAGUACUUGACUCUACCAGUCAUCAGGGAAAUGCAAAUUAAAAUCACAAUGAGAUUCUGCUGCACACCAACCACAAUGGCUAGAAUAAAAAACACUCAAUAUGAAAUGUUGGUGAGGAUGUGGAGAAAUCAGAACUCUUAUACAUCAUUGGUGGGAGUGUAAAGUGGUUCAACCACUUUGGAAAAAGUUCAAACCAAACAUAAUUUUACCCUAUGAUCCAGCAAUUACACUCCUAGAUAGUUACCCAGAAGAAAUGAAAAUAUUUUUGAUAGACAGACCUGUAUAAGAGUAUUCAUAGCAGCACUGUUCAUAAUAGCUAAAAGUAAAUUAUCUAAAAAAAAGCAAUAUAACAACAAUAUUAAAAGAAAUUUUAAAAGGGGAAAGUACUACCAACCCAACCAUAUCUGUAUAACUUUAAUUUUUUUUCUAUUUCCAGGUGCAGAAAUAUUUUAACAUUGCAAUAAUAACAAAUAUGGUCUACUUUUCACUUAAUGAAUGUUUAAACAUUUUCCUUUGAUACUUCAUCUUUGUAAAGCAAUUUAAUGUUUAAUUCAUGGUAUUUGAAUGGAUAAUUAUAAAAUUUGAGUUGAAAUUCACUUUGUAAUACAUCCAGGCAAUGAAAUAAAAGGCAGACAAUGACAUUUUUUCUUCUUCAUUUAAUCAUUGCUUACAGUUUGGUGGCUAUUUUUUCUAGUGUUAGAAUGGAUUUUGUUUAUAGUGUAUGGUAAAAUGUCAUGAGCAAAUAGUUACAUGUAUUCUUUUUGGCAAUUAAAAAAAGCAUUUAUUUAUAUCUAAAAUAUUUGCAAAUUCUUUUAAUUUUUAAAUGAUGGUAGGGAAUGCAACUUUGUUACUUCACCAUUGUAACUAUACUAUAGUUAACGUUGUAAAGUGCUUGUAACAAAAAAGACAGUCAAUAAAUAUUUUUG